CGGAAGUGCCCGGGGCGACUGUGGCGGAGACCGGCCGGGCCAUGGGCGCCGGGGGCAGAAGCGGCGGCGGCCGCGGAGGCGGCAGAGGCUGCCCGGGCGGCGGCGGGGGCUGGCGGCGCGGGACGCGGGCCGGGUAGCGCGGGGCCGAGCGCGGAGCCAUGGGCCGGGCUGGCACCGGGACCGGGGGCGAGGCGGUGGCCGCGGUGGUGGCGGGGCCGCUGCUGCUGCUGCUGCUCGCCCGGCCCCCGCCUGCCUCCGCCCGCGACAGCGGGAAGAGCGAGGUGGGGCUGGUGUCCGAGCACUUCUCGCAGGCUCCACAGAAGCUGUCCUUCUACAGCUGGUACGGCAGUGCCAGGCUCUUCCGCUUCCGCGUGCCCCCAGACACUGUGCUUCUGCGCUGGCUGCUGCAGGUCUCCCGGGAGGGCGGCACCGCCUGCACCGACGCAGAGAUCACCGUGCACUUCCGUUCUGGCGCUCCUCCGGUCAUCAACCCACUGGGCACCAGCUUCCCAGACGACACCUGGGUGCGGCCCUCCUUCCAGGUCAGGGUGCCGCUGAGCGCUGCACUGCUAAGCAAUGCCUCUGUCAACGUUUCCCACCCAGCCCCCGGGGACUGGUUCGUGGCCGCCCACCUGCCCCCCUCAUCCCAGAAGAUCGAGUUGAAGGGCUUGGCUCCCACCUGUGCCUACGUCUUCCAGCCUGACCUGCUGGUCACACGGGUGGUCAAGAUUUCAAUCAUGGAGCCGGAUGUGCCCCUUCCACACACUCUCCUCUCCCACCCCAGCUACCUCAAGGUCUUUGUCCCCGAUUACACGCGGGAGCUUCUGCUGGAGCUGCGGGACUGCGUGUCCAGCGGGAGCCUGGGUUGCCCUGUGCGUCUCACCGUGGGCCCCGUCACCCUGCCUAGCAACUUCCAGAAGGUGCUCACCUGCACCAGUGCCCCCUGGCCCUGUCGCCUGCUGCUGCCCUCACCGCCCUGGGACCGGUGGCUACAAGUGACAGCUGAGAGCCUGGUGGGGUCCCUCGGGACAGUGACUUUCAGUGCUGUAGCUGCCCUCACAGCUUGCAGGCCACAGAGUGUAACCGUCCGGCCCCUUCUGCAGAGCAGCCAAAACCAGAGCUUCAAUGCCUCCACUGGUCUGCCCUCCCUGAGCCCCGACCACCAGGAUCUGGGCAGGAGUGGCAGGGUGGACCGCGGUCCCUUCUGCCUCACAAACUACCCAGUCAUGCGGGAGGACAUGGACGUGGUGUCCGUGCACUUCCAGCUCCUGGACAGGGUCUCGGUGAGGGUGUGUCCGAACACACCGUCCAUGAUGCGACUGCGCCUGAACACCGGGAUGGACAGCGGGGGCUCCCUCACCAUCUCCCUGCGGGCCAACAAGACAGAGAUGCGGAAUGAGACCGUCAUAGUGGCCUGUGUGAACGCUGCCUCGCCCUUCCUUGGCUUCAACAGUUCACUCAACUGCACCACAGCCUUCUUCCAGGGCUACCCCUUGUCUCUGAGCGCCUGGUCUCGCAGGGCCAACCUCAUCAUCCCCUACCCCGAGACAGACAACUGGUACCUCUCUCUGCAGCUCAUGUGCGCUGAGAACGCUGAGGAGUGUGAGCAGGCUGUGGUCCAUGUGGAGGCCACCUUGUACCUGGUGCCCUGUUCGAACGAUUGUGGACCCUACGGCCAGUGCCUCCUGCUCCGCAGACACAGCUACCUGUAUGCCGGCUGCAGCUGCAAGGCAGGCUGGCGUGGGUGGAGCUGCACAGACAACAGCACAGCCCAGACAGUGGCCCAGCAGAGGGCAGCCGCACUGCUGCUCACGCUCAGCAACCUCAUGUUCCUGGCCCCCAUCACCGUCUCAGUGCAGCGAUUCUUCCUGGUCGAGGCCUCCGUCUACGCCUACACCAUGUUCUUCUCCACGUUCUACCACGCCUGCGACCAGCCCGGGGAGGCGGUGCUGUGUAUCCUCAACUACGACACGCUGCAGUACUGCGACUUCCUGGGCUCCGGGGCGGCCAUCUGGGUCACCAUCCUGUGCAUGGCGCGGCUCAAGGCAGUUCUGAAAUACGUGCUGUUUCUUCUGGGCACACUGGUUAUCGCCAUGUCCUUGCAGCUGGACCGAAGGGGCAUCUGGAACAUGCUGGGGCCCUGCCUCUUUGCCUUCGUGAUCAUGGCCUCCAUGUGGACUUACCGCUGCGGGCACCGGCGCCAGUGCUACCCCACCUCGUGGCAGCGCUGGAUCUUCUACCUCCUGCCUGGCAUCUCCAUGGCCUCCGUGGGCGUUGCCAUCUAUACCUCCAUGAUGACCAGCGACAACUACUACUAUACCCACAGCAUCUGGCACGUACUGCUGGCCGGGAGCGCAGCCUUGCUGCUGCCGCCACCUGACGAGCACUCCGAGCCCUGGACCUGCUCGCAGAAAUUCCCCUGCCACUAUCAGAUCUGCAAGAACGAUCGGGAGGAACUGUACACGGUGACGUGACACCAGCCUGGGGACAGCUGCUGCUCUGAUGACCUCUUCAGCCAGGAGCUGCAUCGAGGGGGAGGCACCUGGUUCAGGCCCGGACAGAUUGAUUUCCAGCUGAAUAAAAUUGGCCUGGGUACCUCUCACUUCCUCCUCCUGAGGAGAGGGCCACCCCUCCCUCACACGCACCUCUCCCCGCCGCACCUCUCCCCGCCGGCUGCCUGCUGGCUGCUGAGGUCCCUCUGCAGAUCCCAGCUGCUGUCUGCAGUGGCCCCUGGGGCCUGGGCUUGGUUACCUGGAGACCACAGGUGCCUGUGCGAGGAGGGGGCUGUGUGCUCUGCUGGCCUGCGGGUGGCUAGAGAUGGGGUGAAGGACUCCCUAUGGUCCUGUUCCCUGGUGAGGCUGUGGUAAGAGACCCAUGGAGCCCAGGAACCCUGCGCCCACCACUGGAGCUGGGAGCUGUGAACUCGGAGACCCCUGCUCCUGGCCCCUAUGUGGCCCUGAUGCCAGCCUGCCUGGGGCAUGGAGGAUCCCCCUCUGCUGCUGUGGUCAUCAUAGGGACUGGAGACCAAGGUCUCCCUCCACCAGAGCUGAUGAGCACUGGGGAUGCAGGCUUCCGCCCCGCCCUUCCCUUUUUCUUGGCUCUGGAGCCUUGGGUCCCUGAGAAGAGUCUCCUGGGACUGGGGUGCUCUGCUGCUCUGGGGGUUUGGCCCACAAGGAACCCCUACCCAGCCCAGUCCACCCACCCCAGCGUUCCUGGACCUCCCUCUGGGAGCUUUCUCUGGGUCCCAGGAGCUGUGGUGGUGUCUGCCCCCUGCACUGGGCUGUCUCUGUGCCCUGUGGGUGUUCGGGAGACCGGGCUGUCUCUGCUCCUCAUGCAAGCCUCGUGGGGGAAGCCAUGACUAGGCGCAGCACCUGGCCCCUCCCUGAGGCCUGUGAGUGUUGGAUCCACCCUGGAGAAGUGGGCGGCUGAGACCCGGGUGGGGUCCUCCUACACUUGGCUCUGGGGGCUUCCCUGCUGGGUCUUGUCCGGGGUGUGGCUUUCCUGAGGGUCUUACCUCCCCCAGCCACCCUGCCUUUGACCACCAAAGCAAUCUCUAAGCUUAUAAAAGAGAAACAUGUAUAUAUGGGGUGUUUUGGAGUAAAAGGAAAUUCUAAGACAUCAAGACAUAUUUUUAUGUAGAUCUGAUUUAUCUGUGAUUGGUGAAUUUAAUAUUCUACAGUGAUUUUUCAAACUAAA
Piliocolobus tephrosceles (Ugandan red Colobus) is the source of this 3696-nucleotide messenger RNA. RefSeq names its product post-GPI attachment to proteins 6 (gene PGAP6). Lineage: Eukaryota; Metazoa; Chordata; Mammalia; Primates; Cercopithecidae. The record is from RefSeq and is a predicted model, not a curated record. Gene Ontology annotation, cellular component: membrane. Bases 159 to 2474 code for a protein of 771 amino acids. The transcript has 13 exons.